Exophiala mesophila is the source of this 2442-nucleotide messenger RNA. RefSeq lists its product as uncharacterized. The record is from RefSeq and is a predicted model, not a curated record. Gene Ontology annotation, molecular function: protein binding. The coding region runs from base 508 to 1443 and encodes 311 amino acids. The transcript is spliced from 4 exons. Lineage: Eukaryota; Fungi; Ascomycota; Eurotiomycetes; Chaetothyriales; Herpotrichiellaceae.
CCUCGACUCUGCACUUCUGAUUCUACUCCUCUGAUCAACCCUCUCAUCUCCUGAGCCCUGACCGUCUUGACCCUCUGACCCUUCACAUUCUUUCUUUUCCACCACCGCACAGCCCAUCAACUACCGUCAUCACCACUCCUACCACCACAUCCUCCCACAUUCGUUCAGGCUCCAUCUUUCUUUCACCUUUCUUUGUUUCAAUCUCUAUUCGCCUUCAUUCACAGAGUCCAUACAAUCCGGCCUUGUUGUCGACUCCUAUACUUGGAUUUCCCCUGCCUUCGCCUCGACCGGCAAAUCGAGAACCCUCACCCAACCAAAGAGCACAGCCUCCCAAAAGCCCGGUCCAACUCCCAACCAACCUCAAGAAACCCUCGUGCAAAGACCUUUUGUCUCACACUCCUUCGCCAUCUCUCCAUUCCUCUUAUCCGCCGAAGGUACAAGUCGCCGAUUACCUCCAAUACACUCUCUUGACAUAUUCUUUACCAUCGCCCGCUCCUCGAUCCCUUCAUGCCCAACUACGGAUCCCUACAUUCCCCCUCUCUGAAGAAAUACAACACUAUGGCCGAAUACCGCAGAGGCGGGAGGUUCGAGUUUGGAAAUAUCAUUGGGGAUCCUUUUGCGCUGGCGACCAUUUCAAUCAGCUUGCUUGCAUGGUUGAUCACCUUCAUCUCCUCGAUUGUCGCUCAAGUUCAACCUGUGCCCGAGGGUGAACAAGGCUUCCCCAAAUAUGCCUGGUGGGCCGUUGUCUUUAUGCUGUGCUGCAUUGUAGGCAUCACCUAUGUCUUUGCAACCGGAACUACAGCUGUCUACCAUGUUGCGAUUGUUGGUUAUCUUGCCGCCGGCAUGGUCAUGACCACUUCCUCCGUGAAUUACCUCGUCUAUCAACCUCAAGGUUCCAUGGAGGCCGCCGCUGCAGGGCACAUUUUACUUUCCAUCGUCGCAAUUAUUUGGAUAUUCUACUUUGGAUCUACUCCUGCUGCGCCUGUCCGCGUCUUCAUCGAUCACUUUGCACUAAACAAAGAGUCAAACGACUUCCGUGGCCCAGUGCAGAAUAUGAGCAAUGUUUAUAACCGACCUGAUGCCACAGCCGCUCAACCUCCCCAGAUGUACACCUCAGCACAGCUCAACGGCUUCGAGACCUCAUCUCCAGUAUCUGGCUAUCCUGGCGGACCUGCAGGCUCAACAGUGCGGGCUUCCACCCAACGAAUGACCAACCUCGCAAGCACACCCGCCCCAGCCCCUGAAGCAACACAACCAGCUGAAUACCCUUACAAAGCGAAGGCCAUCUACAGUUACGAGGCAAACCCUGAUGAUGCCAACGAAAUCAGCUUCAGUAAACACGAGAUCCUCGAAGUGUCAGACGUGAGUGGUCGGUGGUGGCAAGCAAAGAAAGAGAAUGGCGAAACCGGUAUCGCACCUAGCAACUAUUUGAUCCUGUUAUAGGACCACCUGAGUCUACACCAACAAUACUGGUGUCGAGACAUCGCUCCCAUGUGCAGGGUCGGUUCACGAUACCACUCCUUGUCAUGUUAUUAAUGACCUAUUACGAACAAUCCAUUUCUUUAUUGCACAUUACCAUUACUCUUGGGGUCAUUGGAAGGCGACUGGUCGAAUUGCAUCAGGGAUAUCGUCACCCAAUCGGCUGCGAGCCGUAUUUCGAUUGGAGCAGCUUGCUCCAUGAACACGCAGGAUUUGAGUGACAACUUUCGAGGGGAAACUCAGACCACGUUCAAGUUCACAGAGCUGUCGGGAUACUACGGAUGUCCUUUUUGGAGUACGGACGAUCGCGUUCACCAUUGUACAGGCGUCGAGGCGCAAUACCCAGGUGGACAGCAGACUUGAUACGCAGGGCGAAAUCGGCACAGUUGCUCAUCUCUUUUCAAGCUUGUUGAAGGUACAGACAGAACCUCGCGGGAAUUUCUUAAAUUUUCGAUAUUCGGUCUCCAAUGUCUGAUAGGAUACCUUCAGUGUACGUUUACGCAUCCAUGGCGAAUUGGCAAGCUUUGUCACAACGUUAUGCCAAAAAGUUCACGAUAUUGAGGAAUCGCAGAGGGGAAGGACCAAUUUGCACAUGUGUGUUUUCUUGAGUGAAACGACGAUAGGGACGAUCUUUUCUUCUUUCCUUUCCCAACCUGCGUUGGAUGUGAGCUGUGAAGGGGAAUGGGAGAUAGACAGAUGGAAAUGUCAAGAUACGCAUGCCUGCGGCUCAUAACAAAUCAGAGUUCCUUCUUUGUAUAUGCAAGCCUUCUCCAUGUCUAAAGCGAUGUGUACAACGACCUAUUGAGUCAACAGAGGGAUGUUUCUCCUUAGUCGACCGAAAAGCAAGAGAAUUCACUGUUGACCCUCGAGCAUUCUCAAGCAACAUUUUAUGCUCUUAGUAGUGCAUCUCUGCGACGACCAUCAGUAUCACUAGCUAAAAGGACAAGAAUCCAGACAAGGAAU